AUGCAGCAGUUGUCAAUCGAUGAGCAGGCAUCGCUUCCCAUUGGAUCAGAAAUCCUUCGGCGCGAUUUUUACGUGGAUGAUCUUAUCUCCGGCUCCGGCACGGUAAAGGAUGCUAUCAGCAUAAUGCAGCAGACGGCUGGCAUUCUUGCAAAGGGCAAGCUCAAGCUAAGGAAAUGGUGCUUUAACAUUCCGCUUGUGCUGGAGGGUGUGCCCGCCGAGGACAAGGAGUCAUUCAUGAAGUUUGAAGAUGGUAGCGAUUUCACCAAAACUUUAGGUCUCGCUUUGGAUCCCGCCUCCGACCAGCUAUUGUUUUCGUUCUCUGCCUUUCUGUCGCCAUUGAGACCCUGCAGGCGCUCUAUUUUGUCUGCGAUUGCUAAAUUUUACGAUCCUCUCGGACUGGUCGGUACGGUAAUCACAAGGUGA
This is a messenger RNA of Drosophila santomea, 423 nucleotides long. RefSeq lists its product as uncharacterized. The transcript has a single exon. The record is from RefSeq and is a predicted model, not a curated record. Lineage: Eukaryota; Metazoa; Arthropoda; Insecta; Diptera; Drosophilidae. Bases 1 to 423 code for a protein of 140 amino acids.